AUGUCCGACAUCAUCGUCAUCGGAGCCGGCGUAAUCGGCCUCAGCGCCGCCCUCCGCCUCCAACAAGCCGGCCACGCCGUUACCAUCAUCGCAAGGGACUUCCCGACCCCCUUCGAAGCCGCCGACAAGCGCGCCCUCAUCAACUACACCUCGCAAUGGGGCGGCGCGCACAACCGCUGGGUCCUGCCCACGAACCCCAACGAGCAGCGCGAGCACGGCUUCUCGCUCGUGACGUAUCGCCACAUGGAGGCCACGGCCGCGGGCUUCCCCGAAGCGGGCAUCACGUUCAUGAAGGGCAUCGAGUACUUUGAGAAUCCACCGCCCGUGCAUCGGGACUUGACGGUUGACAAGGCGCUGCAGCUAGGGCUUGAGGGGUUCAAGCUGCUGGGGAAGGAUGACUUUCCGGAUGAUAGGGUGGCUUGGGGGUGUGAGUACAAGACGUGGUGCGUGAAUCCCAUGGUCUACUGCUCGUUUCUGUUGCGCCGCUUUCACAUGCUCGGCGGGAAAGCCUUGUCGAUGGAACUGCGCAGCUUGGACGAGGCCUUCCUCAUCAGGGCCGUUCCCGGCGUCAAGAUUGUCGUGAACUGCUCCGGCGCGGGCUUCAACGACCCAGCCGUCUUUCCCACACGAGGCCAAACUUGUCUCGUCGCAAACCCCUGCGAUGCCACAGUCACCCGCCAAAACGCAGACGGAUCGUGGACCUUUUGCGUCCCCCGAAACUUCCACGGCGGCACCGUCAUCGGCGGGACAAAGGAGCCCGACAACUGGGACCCGGAGCCCAGUCCCGAGACGCGCGCCCGUCUACUAUCCGCCUUUGCGGCGACGUAUCCCCCCAUCGUAGCCGACGGGCCCCUGAAGCCGCUGGGCGACAUUGUCGGGCGGAGGCCGACCCGCAGAGGAGGGAUUCGGCUGGAGAGGGAGGACAUUCCGGCGGGUGAGAUCAAGGGCCUGGAUGAUGGCGAGGGGAGAGUGCUUGUGCAUGCGUAUGGUCUUGGAGGCAGGGGGUUUGAGCUUUCGUGGGGUGUUGCGGAGGAGGUGCUGGAGCUUGUCAAGCAGCGAGUUUCUAAUAGUCGUCUAUAA
Messenger RNA from Trichoderma reesei QM6a, 1080 nucleotides. Its product is annotated as FAD dependent oxidoreductase-like protein. Lineage: Eukaryota; Fungi; Ascomycota; Sordariomycetes; Hypocreales; Hypocreaceae. Bases 1 to 1080 code for a protein of 359 amino acids. Gene Ontology annotation, molecular function: D-amino-acid oxidase activity; FAD binding. The record is from RefSeq and is a predicted model, not a curated record. The transcript is spliced from 3 exons.